AAUUGCCUUACUAGUACGAUAGUAUCCCCAAAACUCCAACCUCCAACUUCCAGUUUUCCUUAAACCACGCUCCAGCAGCCGCAACCAUGCGGUGGCCGGCGCCGCCAGGUCUCGGCGUCGCAGCCAUUUCCUACGUCGCUAUAGACUACCUCCGCCACCUCUCGCCGGCAUGGCACGCGCGUCUUCAGCCAGUUCUCUGGUCCCUGCUCGCUCUUACCGCCGUCAUUCGUGUCCCUUUCUACAAGCACUGGUCCUCUGAGUUCCGCGCGGCCAUACCCUUUGUCGCAUCCAUGAUCUUCAUGCUCUCAGCUCUCCUCUUCGAAGCUCUAUCCGUGCGCUUCGUCACCGCCGUGCUGGGCCUCAAUUGGCACCGUGAGACACCUCCUCUUCCUGACACUGGCCAGUGGUUACUCCUUGCAUUGAAUGAGAAACUUCCUCAAACCUUUGUUGAGAUUCUAAGAGCUCGUAUUAUUGGACUGCACCAUUUCCUAAUGCUGUUUAUGAUGCUGGCUUUCUCUGUACUAUUUGAAUCUGUUCAAGCUCCUGGCCUAGGGCUUGGUGCAAGAUACAUGUUCACCAUGGGAAUUGGCCGUCUUCUACGAGCCAUAACUUUUGUAUCCACCAUUCUUCCAUCAGCCAGACCUUGGUGUGCUGCUGCUCGGUUUAGAGUUCCUGCAUAUCCUCAUCACUGGGCUCAGAAGUAUUAUGUCCCUUAUGCUUCGGAUGCUGCUUCUAUUCGUCAGUUAAUACAACUGGAUAUAGCUUACGCUGAUACUGAACAAUACAGUGACUAUCAGCCAGAGUGGGGUUCAAUGAGCUUUCUGAUUGAUUUCCUACGACCCACCACUUCAGAAGGAUCUUCAUGGUACAAUCUGCUAAAGAAAGCUGGAGGCGGCUGCAAUGACCUCCUAUACAGCGGCCACAUGCUUGUUGCUGUACUGACAGCUAUGGCUUGGACGGAAGCUUAUGGAGGUUUUAGCUCAGCUCUUAUAUGGAUUCUUGUGCUGCACAGCGCACAAAGAGAGAUUCGAGAGCGUCACCAUUACAGCGUAGACUGUAUCGUGGCCAUAUACGUAGGCAUCCUUCUUUGGAAAAUGACAGGUUUUAUCUGGCCAGCCAAGGAUGCAUCCCGAGGCAGAAGGCUAAAUAAGCUUGAGAAAAUACAAAGUAGACUUAUCCAAGCUGCGAAGGACUCGGACAUGGACGAAGUGAGGGAGCUUCUCAAAGAGGUUGAGUUAGGCAAUCAAGAGAACCUGAACAACAAAAGCCUGAGCAGGGCCACUUUGGUGUUUGCUUGUGGAAUCAUUUUCUCUGCACUAACAGCUGUAAUUCUGGCCUUCACAUGGACAAGCGAUGGAUGAUGAUCUUUUCCAGACAUGAUACCAUACGGCAUUUCUCUACGUCUAUCAUUAUGUUGAAUUUUCCUCCUGUUUGUAUGAUUUCCCACUCGGCUACUACCUCUGAUUUAAGUGUAAUAGAUUGAACAUACAAUGUACCACUCCCAUCUGUAUCUUUUGUUCUGUGUAUUAUGGUUAAUGAAACACUUCCCCGGGAGACUAUAGACCUUCA
Molecule: messenger RNA, 1569 nt
Organism: Juglans regia (Persian walnut)
Lineage: Eukaryota; Viridiplantae; Streptophyta; Magnoliopsida; Fagales; Juglandaceae
Exons: 4
Coding region: 87-1361 (424 amino acids)
Biological process (GO): ceramide biosynthetic process
Cellular component (GO): endoplasmic reticulum membrane; Golgi membrane
Molecular function (GO): ceramide cholinephosphotransferase activity; sphingomyelin synthase activity
Source: RefSeq, a predicted model, not a curated record